AUGUCGUGGACGGAAAUCACACCAGGUCGAUACCAAAGACCUCUUGGUGGGGCCGAGAAUGGGAUGAUCGCAGCAAUCACCGGAGAAAGACAGCUUGUACGGGAACCCAUACGAAUACACGCGUUUGCGGACUUCAUGUUGGAGGAGGAAGAUCCAGCGGACGUUAUCGCGGCUUUCAGGGACGCUUGGAAGGCGCUGCGUCUUCUCAAGUCUCCAGACAUUGCUACGACGUAUGGAGACGGACACAGCCAUUACAAAGUUCCUUCGGUCGAGGAGCUUGAAAGGUGGUUACAGCAAACCUUCCGAGUUGCGCAAGGCGGCAUCUCUGCGCAGGUAGUUGUGAAGGAGAUGCAAUCGCUGCAAGAAAUGCUACCUGUCUUCUAUAUCGUGCCUCAGCACAGCGAAGCUGGUUUCAAGGCUUCGGUGAUCCUCUUCAUCAGCCACUGGAGAACGGAAGCUGCUGGCGCGUUCAAGAUGAUCAGUCAUGUCCUUGGCUAUGCGUCUGACAUCCUGUCGGGAACCUCUACCAGGGAAGCUCUUUCACGACAUCUUCCAGGCAGUGAGGCCAGACUACUGAAUCCUACUUUGGAAGAUAUCAUGAUGCCGAAUAAAUCCACGACUCCCGAGUCCAAGAGCCGCAUCCAGCAACUUUUGGAAGACUAUGACUCCAAGCUUCCUCCUCUGGAUUUCCCCAUGCAAAGGGACCCAUCCACGAUUCCUUCCUCAGUCAAACUGAAACUUCGAAGAUACAAGGAAACGACAACUUCCAGCCUUGUGAAUGCAUGCAAGGCCAGGGGAAUCAGUGUGACAGCCGCGGUACAUUCAGCCUACCUGGAGGCUGUGUGGCAGCUGGCUGACAAUGACAAGAAGAGUCGAAAUUAUGCUUCGAUGAUGCCAGCCCAGGUCCGCACACGUCUGCCUCCAACCUCACGUUAUCGCGACCAGGGAGCUUGGAACGCGAGCCAGAUGCUGAUGAUGUCCGCGCUGGCGGGUCAAGAUUUUCUGACGCGGGCCCUCGACCUUAAGCGGCAAUACGCGAUUGCCAGUCAGCAGACAUGGCUAUAUGAGGAUAUGCGUGAGAUGAGCGAGCAGUUGGGGGCGCAUCCCCUCGCUCUCGAAGCGUCCAUGCCAUGGUUCACAAGUCAUGGAGUCUUGGAUCAGGAGAUGAUCCCACAAAGCUAUGGGAAAUUGAAAGUAGAGAGCAUCCUGGUAUUCGCCGAUCCAGUCCUUGGCCCAGGAAUUGUUCUGGGUGUAUGGACAUUCCGAGGAAAGAUGACUGUAGAGGUCCAUUGGAACACCGCCUUUUACCGCGACGAUAUCAUGCAGAGCACUCUGGACAUCAUUGAUCAGACUCUCAGCACGGAGCUUGGAUUGAACAUGGAAAUCGAGGGAGCGAUGCUCACAGAAUUUUGA
Messenger RNA from Exophiala aquamarina CBS 119918, 1413 nucleotides. RefSeq lists its product as uncharacterized. Bases 1 to 1413 code for a protein of 470 amino acids. Lineage: Eukaryota; Fungi; Ascomycota; Eurotiomycetes; Chaetothyriales; Herpotrichiellaceae. The record is from RefSeq and is a predicted model, not a curated record. The transcript has a single exon.